Molecule: messenger RNA, 405 nt
Organism: Insectozyma verbasci
Lineage: Eukaryota; Fungi; Ascomycota; Pichiomycetes; Serinales; Debaryomycetaceae
Source: the annotation of a GenBank genome assembly
AUGGUUGACCCAAUAACUUGCCAUAUCCUAGAUACAACCUUAGGUAAACCAGCAUCAAAUGUAAUUGUUCAAUUAUAUCAUGUUUCAGAUACUUCAGAAACUGCCAAAAUACAACAAUUUGCAAUCAGUAGAACUGAUAAUGAUGGACGAAUUAAAAAUUGGACAUUUGAUCAAAAUAAUGCCGAUAAUGAAAAAUAUGGGAUACAGGGCAAUCAAUGGGUCAAACUAGUUCCUGGAGUAUAUAAGAUUAAAUUUUUAACCGGUAAAUAUUUCAUAAAUCAAAAUAAUAAUAGAACUUUCUUUCCAUAUGUUGAAAUUAUAUUUCAGGUUGAUGAUCCUGACGAACAUUAUCAUAUACCUUUGUUAUUGAGUAAUCAUAGUUAUACUACUUAUAGAGGUAGUUAA